Pseudocercospora fijiensis CIRAD86 is the source of this 2152-nucleotide messenger RNA. RefSeq lists its product as uncharacterized. NCBI's taxonomy places the organism in Eukaryota, Fungi, Ascomycota, Dothideomycetes, Mycosphaerellales, Mycosphaerellaceae. The transcript is spliced from 3 exons. The record is from RefSeq and is a predicted model, not a curated record. Gene Ontology annotation, molecular function: transmembrane monodehydroascorbate reductase activity. The coding region runs from base 1 to 1935 and encodes 644 amino acids.
AUGGCACACGAUGGCCUGUCCACCGCUGGCACGAGUGUCUAUGACAGCAAUACAAUGUAUGUGGGAGAUGGGACAUGGGAUUCCGAAAGAAACACAUUUCUGUUGCCGAACCUUCUUGGCUUGAAUUUCGAUACCAUGCGAUACAAUGGCAUGGGCAAUCGCUUUCGAGGAUUGCCACAGUACCACCGUCUGAUAAUUGGUCAUGGAGUGGUGGCGGCUAUCACAUUCCUCGCCAUCGUGCCGGCUGCCAUAUUCUUUGCGAGAUUUUAUCAUGCAGAAGGCCGCUUCGCAUACAAGGCGCAUGUAUACCUACAGAUCAUCACCGUCUUUCUGGCAACUGUGGUGUUCAUACUGGGAUUCUUCGCCGUCGGACCGGAAAGGAGCUUGUCAAAUCCCCAUCACGGAAUUGGAGUCGCGAUAUAUGUCUCCAUCCUGGUGCAAUUCAUCUAUGGUUGGUGGUGGUCGAGAAGAGAACGUAAGAGGACAAGACCGCAUCCAACGAUACCCCUAAAGACGUGGGAACACGAAUCCGAAAUGGAUGAGAAGUGGGAUGAUCGACCGCCGCAACAAAAUACCUGGAGGGAUCGCAUUAUUGGUGCAGGCGCUGGAAUCGCAGCGUUCCAAGGAGUGAAGAGCCUGUUUGGUGGCAAGAAAAAAAGAAAGGAUGGCUAUGCCGAAUCUGAUGUCAGCUACCAACCCGGCCGGCACAGCAUGGUGAGCCAGACAGACGUGUCGCGGGUUGAGGCAGGUCAAGCACCAUUUUCACCAAACGACCCGAGGAGGAAACCGCGUCCCUUGAGAUCUGACAUGACGCCUGCAACCCCAACACGACCUGGAAGAAGGACGAGUCAAAGCUCAUUAUCUUAUGAUGACGAGUACAGCCAUAUGGGUCCAAGGCCAGUCUCUGGUGAGGGCCCUUCGUUGCGAGACAGCAUCGCCACAAUGGGCGCAAUAGCUGGCUUCCGAGAAUGGAACAAGCGACGAAAAGACCGGAACGAGCGACAACGAUUAGAUCGCAUUCGUCAGCAGGAGCUUGAGAGCGAGGAGCAGUACAAUCGCCGCAACUCUAAUCGAUACCCGCGGCCUCAAGACGCCAGUGGAAGAAGACAAAGCCUGUCUGGCACUAUCUGGACAGGACCAGACCCAGCACUUGGCAGCAAUCCACAGCUGUCGAGGACGAACUUCAGGCCUGACAUCAACCAACCACCUUUGCCGGCCACAGCAGGCGCGAUACCUAUUAGUCCGAGCCCAAAAUCACUCUCGCCGUCGAGAAGAGGUGGUAGACGAGACUCUCGUUCCAGAAUUCCGGGCGCUCGUCGCGGUAGUACCAGUGCUUCGAUCUCGCAGCUUGAUCCCGCUGGGCUUCCACCCGUUGGUGGCGUGCCCGAAAACAGUCAGAGUCCUCCUGUUAGUGUCAAGAUGAAAGUCCAUCCGGGUGGCCGACACGUCACGCUUCGGCGUCUGAAUGAAGAGGAGGCUGCCGCAGAGCGAGCAGCGCGGCGGCGAGAGCGACGAUCGAGAAGAGCUUCAAGCUUGACUGAUAGUGUGGACGAAGCUGUAGCAGGCUCAAGUCGCUACCGCCGCAACAAUGGAGCACAGAUGCGAGACUCGAGCCAACAGCCAAUUGCCGCAGUGCCUCCGCCACCGCCAGCUAUGUCGAGCUCAGUUGGGAGAAGAGAUUCAGAAUUGAAUCUUCCUCCAGGGCGAAUACCUCAGGCUUCUUCGGCAGGUGGCAGUGCUCAAGCUGUACUUCCCGCAGCGGCAGGUCCUGCUGGGAGCGGUGCCGUCGGUAGCCCUGGUACUGUAGGAGGAGGAACCGAAUUGGGUACGGGCACGGAUGUCAGUGCUUUUGCAGACAAUCGCAGAAGGAGAAGAGCAGAGCGAGCAAGGAAGCUAGAAGCUAGUAGGCAGGGGAACAGGGUGGAAUUUGAAUGAUGGCUUUGAUGACUUGAUGAAUGAUGGUGAGGGGAUGCUGUUCGGAUUCUGUUCGGCGUUUUAGCGACGCAUAGCAAGCGACAUUGGGAUGUCUUAUUCUCUGGCUGGUGGGAGCGUAGCGUAGCUCCAUGGCGAAUUUUUCGCGGAAGCAGUGCUCUGCAAUUGAGACUUCUCGAGAACGAGCAGAUUUGGUGCCAUGAAUGAAGGCAUUUUCACC